CGUUGGCUGUUGGGCAAGCGGUGCUAGAGCGCCUAGCGGAUAGGGGGCGGGAGCGCGCUCCCGGAAGCCAUCCGCGAGGCCUCGCCCCGCCGCCGAGGCUGCUCCCGGGAGCCAGUUUUGUCAGUGCUAAGUUCGCGUGGGUCCUGACCGUGGGUGGCGACGGCGGAGGCCGGCGGGAGGCUGCCCACAGCGCCACGCGCAGGAGCUGCAUGAUGUGGGAAGUAAAAUCACUUGUUUCAUGCUUGGGAUGGGAGCAGAGAGGCAGGUGGCUCUGAAGUUUCUGGUGUGGUAUUGAUAGCCAACUAGCCGUGCCGCCGUGUUAUGAUGCCAUCCCGUACCAACCUGGCGACUGGAAUCCCCAGUAGUAAAGUAAAAUAUUCAAGACUUGCCAGCACAGACGAUGGCUACAUUGACCUUCAGUUUAAGAAAAGCCCUCCUAAGAUCCCUUAUAAGGCCAUUGCACUAGCCACCGUGCUGUUUUUGAUUGGCACCUUCCUCAUAAUCAUAGGCUCUCUCCUGCUUUCCGGCUACAUCAGCAAAGGGGGGGCAGACCGAGCUGUUCCUGUCCUCAUCAUUGGCAUUUUGGUGUUCCUGCCUGGAUUUUAUCAUUUGCGCAUCGCCUACUAUGCCUCCAAAGGCUACCGGGGUUACUCCUAUGAUGACAUUCCAGACUUUGAUGACUAGCAGUCACCUCGGCCUUCUGAAGAGACAAGGCACCCACUUAGUGGGGCAGGAACUAUGGCUGAGGGCUGAGGAAGUCUACAGUUUGCAGAUGUUUUGCAAGACAAUGGCCGGAUUGUUUGAGUCCUUUUCCAAAAUGUUCAUGCUUUGUAAUUAGCUAAUUAGGACAUGCUGUUUUCCUCUGCUGGCCCUGGCGCAGCUUGACAAGUUUUUCCACCUGCGUAUGCAUCAUGUCAGAACUGUGAGGCUCAUUGUCUGGGAAGGCAGACUGUUCCGUAGUGAAAAGUGCGACCCUUGGGGUGAGCCUCCCUUUUGCCUUUGUCGUCAGUUUUUAUAGCAUAUGGAAAAUGUAUUAUGUAUAGUUUCUUAUUACUAAGUAAUUUAUUUUUAAAAUAUCUAUCUUACCCCUCACACUCUCCUCUACCUGCACAUCAUGGUAAAAUUAAAAUAUCUGUCUCAUCCUAUAUGCUCUCUACCUUCAAACCUUCAUAUUCUGAUAAGACUAAAUAUCUGUGAUCCAUCUAUAAUAGGCUUUUUUUUUUUUUUUUGGUUUUUCGAAACAGGGUUUUUCUGUAGCUUUUGGUUCCUGUCCUGGAAUUAGCUCUUGUAGACCAGGCUGGCCUCGAACUCACAGAGAUCCGCCUGCCUCUGCCUCUCGAGUGCUGGGAUUAAAGGCGUGCACCACCGCCGCCUGUCUUGUAAUAGACUUUUUUAAAACUGACAGCAACCUAGAAUUUUUAAACCGCAAAGCAUGUUUUCAUAAUGUAAGCUUCGCUGGAUAUGGUGGUAUAUGCCCUGAUCGUGGAGUUUUAGGACAACCAGAGCUGCCAAGUGAGACCUCUGAAAUAAAAAAACAAAA
Molecule: messenger RNA, 1540 nt
Organism: Microtus oregoni (creeping vole)
Lineage: Eukaryota; Metazoa; Chordata; Mammalia; Rodentia; Cricetidae
Gene: Tmem230
Product: transmembrane protein 230
Exons: 5
Coding region: 322-684 (120 amino acids)
Biological process (GO): synaptic vesicle transport
Cellular component (GO): endomembrane system; synaptic vesicle
Source: RefSeq, a predicted model, not a curated record